Messenger RNA from Dimorphilus gyrociliatus, 1519 nucleotides. Lineage: Eukaryota; Metazoa; Annelida; Polychaeta; Dinophilidae. The record is from the annotation of a GenBank genome assembly.
UAUGCGCGGUGGCGACGCCACGAUGUGGGAAACACACCACGUGACUCUAAGUAAGGUGCAACCUUACGGAUUCGGUAUAGCCGUUAGCGGAGGUCGAGACAAUCCUCACUUUUCAAGUGGGGAACCGUCAAUAGCUAUAUCCGACGUAUUGAGAGGAGGCCCGGCUGAAGGUCGUCUAUUCCAUAAUGAUCGGGUACUUUUCGUCAAUUCCGUCAGUCUGGAGAACGUGGAUUAUAAUACAGCCAUAUCAGUGUUGAAAGAGUGCGGAGAUACGGUUCAUUUAAUCGUUAGACGUAAGGCCUCCCCUCAAUCGCAAUGCCGAGAAGCAACCCUAUUGAGAACAUUGGAAAAUUCUCAUCUUCCUUGGGGAGUUGUAUUUGGCUGCAAACUCUUCGUGUCACGAAUAUUGCCCGAUUCUAUAGCUUCCAAAGAAAAAAACAUACAUGAAGGCGACGUCAUAUUAUCUAUUAAUGGUCAAAAGACUAGUCAUUUGUCUUUAGUUGAAGCUCAAAAAUUGGUUGACAGGUGUAGAGAUCGCCAUUUAAAAAUGAAUGUGUCGAAGCACGAAAGAGAAAUAUUAAAUAGAACAGGAAUUUCCGACAAUUCAACAGAUUUAAAUCAAAACUAUAGCAGUAGUCCAAGAUUGAACGAGGAAAAAAUAUAUUCUACUAAUACAGCAAAGUCAUCAGCAGAUGAUGGUCCCCCUAGACCACCCUUACCCGCCUGCUUGGACUCGAAUUAUCAGCAAGUUCCGAUAAAGAAGACAGCUACGGGAUCGCCUAGCCAACAAGCACCACUCGAUUCUCGAGUACGUAUAGUGCAAUUUACAAAAUAUAAAUCUGGGCUUGGAAUAAGAGUUUCUGGUGGAAAUCGAACCGGUGUCUUUGUUGCAACUGUUAAUUAUGGAACACCUGCUUAUGGUUUACUGUUUGAAGGCGAUGUACUAUUAUCCGUUAAUGGUAUGGAGUUGGGUGGAAGGACUCGAGAAGAGGUUGUAACAGUUUUAAUGAAUCUUCGAGAGCAGGUGGAAUUGCAGGUUCAAAAUAGAAAAGAAGAUUUCAGCAGGCUAAUGCAAGAUGGUGGAUCUGGGGAUUCAUUCUAUGUUAGAGCUCAUUUUUCAUACGAUAAUCCCGAUAAGGAUUGCAUGCCGUUUAAAAAUUCUGAUGUCUUUCACGUUACGGACACUUUAUACAAUGGUGUACCAGGAUUUUGGUGUGUGAGAAAACUGGGAAAAGGUAAUAAGACCGUUGAGAUUGGAGUGAUUCCGAAUCUAGAGAAGGCCAGAGAAUAUGUUGCAAAGCAGAGAGAAAUUGCUCAAAGUACCGAAGAUAAAGAGAAUAAAAGGAGCUCUAGUAUAUUUUUUAUGAAAAGAGCAAGAAGAUCAAAGUCUUUAAGUAAAGAUCAUUGGGAAGAAGUUGUGUUUUCGAAUCCUACUACGAAGUUCGACGCAUACGAAAGAGUUGUACUCAGAGAUCGUAAGUGCUCAAAUUAUAAUGAUUUAUUUAUAUCUGAUGACUAG